Messenger RNA from Ilex paraguariensis (yerba mate), 2134 nucleotides. The record is from the annotation of a GenBank genome assembly. Lineage: Eukaryota; Viridiplantae; Streptophyta; Magnoliopsida; Aquifoliales; Aquifoliaceae.
AAUAAAUCUAAUACAUAUUUCUGUUAGCACAAUCUAAUACCAUUAUUUGACUGAACAACCUCAAUCCCAAAGAAAUACCGAAGAAGGUCUAAAUCUUUGGUAUAAAAUUAUCUCCCCAAAUGGAUCUUGAAGUGGACAAUACCAUUUGAGUCAUUAGCACUAAUGAUAAUGUCAUCAAACAUACACAAUAAUGAUAAUAAUGUCCUUGUGCCAUUACCUAAAUUGAUGAAUUAUUAUACAAAAAUGAUGCGCAAACUAUUCGGGUUUUAACUGCAUGGAAAUUUUCCACUAUUUAUGAAUCUAUGCAGGGCCAUUAGUUUUGCCGUUCUAUUGCACAACCGCAAUCCACAUUGGUUUAAGUAUUCCACUUCUGGAUUUGCCUUGGACCAGUUUUCCCUUUACAGUCAUUGCUAAUAAUCUAAUCACCUUAUCCAAAUCUCUCAUUUCAUCGGAUUCAUCAUUAACUUGAUCUAAUCUUGUAUAACUUGUUAAACCAACUCUAUACUGGAUAACAGGGCGGAAUAUAACCCAGAUCAAUAUUUAUGGGAAAAAGCUUUUACGCUUGCAGGAAAAAAGUACAAAAGACAAGACUUAGAGCUUAGGAAUGGAAGGGGCCAUACGUUGCAGUGCAGUCAUUAUGUUCCUUCCCCUUUCCCAGAUGAUACUCCUCUUCCUUGUGUCAUAUACUGCCAUGGAAACAGUGGAUGUAGAGCAGACGCAAAUGAGGCUGCUGUAAUUCUUCUUCCGUCAAAUAUAACGGUGUUUACUCUUGAUUUUUCGGGUUCGGGCUUAUCUGAUGGUGAUUACGUCAGCCUUGGUUGGCAUGAGGUAUGUUUUGCUCUUUCUCCUUUAUUGAGUUGUGGUUUCUCUGAAUUGUGCGAAAUUCUUUCCAUUUGUAUGCCAGAAAGAUGACCUCGAGGUUGUGGUGUCUUAUUUGAGAAGCAAUGAACAAAUAUCAUGCAUAGGUCUUUGGGGACGGUCUAUGGGUGCAGUAACUAGCCUUCUCUAUGGAGCUGAAGACCCUUCUAUAGCUGGAAUGGUGUUAGAUAGUGCCUUCUCAAACUUAUUUGAUCUAAUGAUGGAGCUUGUGGACGUGUACAAAAUCCGGCUUCCUAAAUUUACAGUUAAGGUGGCUGUUCAAUACAUGCGACGAGUAAUUCAGAAGAAGGCAAAGUUUGACAUUAUGGACCUUAAUUGCAUUCAGGUUGCACCAAAAACGUUUAUUCCCGCCUUAUUUGGCCAUGCUAAGGAUGACAAGUUUAUUCAACCCCACCACUCUGACCUCAUCUCAAAAUCCUAUGCGGGGGAUAAGAAUAUCAUUAAAUUUGACGGUGAUCACAAUUCCUCUCGGCCACAGUUUUUUUAUGAUUCAGUAUCCAUUUUCUUCUACAAUGUCCUUCACCCUCCUCAAAUUCCUUCUGCAUAUUCAACCAACCUACAGAAAUAUUAUGAUUUGGGGGACCUGAAGGCCAGUGCUGGUAUGGAUGAGAGUCUAUUAUAUGAGAUAAUAUCUGGUCUUCAAACUGUGGGUACUGAUACUGCUAGCUCUUCAUCUGCCCCACCUAGCAUUUCAGCCACGAAUUCUGUUGGCAAAUUUCUUUCUGAGAUUACACCAGUUGCUGGCGUGAUUGAUUCCAUGGUCAAUGAAGACCGUACACUGAAUGAUGAUGACCCAUCACAAUUGCAGGACAAGCCAAGUGGUCAAAAUGAGGAAUGUUGCUCGUAUGCAAGCUCAAAUAGAGAGAGUUGGGGAAGAUGCUCGUCUUUGGGCAGUGAUGACGAACCUUCCACGAAUUGCAGCACCGCUUACGACAACAAUCAGGUGUUGGUUGUACCACCUCUCGUGAAGUUUGGGAGUGCCUUCAACAAAAUUUCUCCCAAGUCUCUUGUUAAUGCUAUUCAUCUCCAGUUUGAACUCUUCUCUAUCUCCAAGACUCUAAAGGUGCUAGCAACACCUCUUCGAAAGAUUCAGCAUUCUUCAUCACAAUCAAAAGAGAACAAGAAGAAGCAGAAAGUUUCAACAGUUGCAAAGAAACCCAAAGCCGAUAAAUUUGAAAAGCUAGAGGCCCUUAGCCAGCGUCUUCGUCUUUGCAUUUUGAAGCGAGUUAGUCAUAGGAGACAUCGCUCUUCAUGA